Mobula hypostoma (lesser devil ray) is the source of this 13657-nucleotide messenger RNA. RefSeq names its product zinc finger CCCH domain-containing protein 10-like. Gene Ontology annotation, biological process: regulation of RNA splicing. Gene Ontology annotation, molecular function: metal ion binding; RNA binding. Bases 355 to 2001 code for a protein of 548 amino acids. The record is from RefSeq and is a predicted model, not a curated record. The transcript has 4 exons. NCBI's taxonomy places the organism in Eukaryota, Metazoa, Chordata, Chondrichthyes, Myliobatiformes, Myliobatidae.
UUGCUCUUGCCUCGGAGGACCUGAAUCGAAGCUGGUUGUGCUUGGAGGACCAAGUGAGGGGUGAAAGGCUAAAUAGUGUCAUUGCAUCUUUUGUCAUUCAAAAGGAAUAAUCAGCGAGGUGCACUUGGCCAUUUACAGGUGAGAAAAUGAUCCUCCCCUGCCUGGCGUGAGUUCAGCAUCACAAAUUGGAGCAGAAAUUGAUUAGGAUUAUUUACCAAAGUACUGAAAGUUCAGAACUCAGGGCUCAACGCAACUUAAAAUCGCAUGAUCCAAUUUGCCAGUUAUUGUGGCAAAACCAUUCAACAAUUGUUUAUUGAGAGCCUUGGCUGAUUAGCGCAGAAAUAAUCUGGAAGCAUGUCGGAGAACGACACUGAUAAUUUAGUCAACAGCGGCAAAUAUGAGCCUGGCAAGAGCAAACGGAAUGUUUGCCGAGACUUUCUGCGCAAUGUCUGCACCCGUGGUAAGAAUUGCAGGUACUUCCACCCCGACAAUAUUGAGGCCUCCGACCUCGCCGACAUAAGGAAUGACACUGAUAAUAUAGUCAACAUUGCUAACGAUGAAGCUGGUAAAAACAAACAGAACAUUUGCCGAGACUUUCUGCGCAAUAUCUGCAGCCGUGGUAAGAAUUGCAGGUACUUCCAUCCAGAUGACAUUGAGGCUUCAGACCUUGCUGACAUAAGGAAUGACAUUGAUAAUUUAGUCAACGUUGGCAAUGAUGAGGCUGGCAAAAACAAACUGAACAUUUGCCGAGACUUUCUGCGCAAUCUCUGCAAUCGUGGUAAGAAUUGCAGAUAUUUUCACCCAGAUGAUAUUGAGGUAUCCAACCAUGCUGACCUAAGUGAUGAUGCUGAUAACUUAGUCAAUAAUAGCAAAUAUGAUGCUAGCAAGAACAAACGGAAUGUUUGUCGUGAUUUUCUGCGCAAUGUCUGCAGUCGUGGUAAGAAUUGCAGGUACUUUCACCCAGACAAUGUUGAAGCCUAUGAUGUAGGUGAUAUGCGGCAUGAGUCUAUAUUUUGUCAGUACUUUCAGAAUAGUAAGUGUACCCGUGAAAACUGCACGUUCAUUCACGGGACAAAGGCUGAAGAAAAUUAUUACAAUAAAACAGGUAAGCUUCCUGCCCACUUGCAAAAGACAGUGGCUGUGACAUUUGGGCUCUCGCCCUCCAAUUUGCCCCUUAUUACAAAGGAAGUCCCAUUCUGCCGUGACUUUCUCAAAGGCAAAUGUCGAAGAGGAUCCAAGUGUAAAUUUCAGCACUUGAAACGUGAUGACAAUGAUAAGAAAAGCACAGAAAAAGUGUCGCAAAAUAGAGAGGCUUCCCCUGAGAUCUGCAGAUAUGACCGUUUGGAUGACCUUUAUGAGACUGAGAAAUGUGCUUAUGACCAAAAUCCAAAAAGGAAAAGAAUGGAGGGCUUGCGGUUUGAAGUAUUUGAUUACAGUACACCCAGUCUGCGGCCAGUUGAAAGGAGUUUCCUGGAGGAGGAAAACCAUAUGCUUAGAAAGCGCAAUGAAGAGCUCAAGAAGCAGGUAUCAAGCCUAAUGAUUACAAAUGAGGUACUUCUGAAACAAAAUGCUGAUCUCCGCAAACAAGUGAAGCUAGGAAUCCUGACCACAGGAACUGACCCAACACAGUCACCAGCUAUGCACAGUGUUACCAAUUAUAAUCAUAGCAUAGUGGAGACUCAUACCACCCUCAGCAACCAAUCCUUGAGAUCACAGCCUAUUUCUCAUCAAGAAUUGAUAGCGCAAGCGAGAGCUCACAAUGCUUUGUGUUCUGAAGCUACGUCCCAAAGUCCACCCCACCUUAGUGCUGCUCUCUCUACACCUUAUGCCCAAGGGAUGGCUUCACCAGUUUCAGUGGCACCAAUUGCCAUUUCAGUUGCACCAGUGGCAGUAACGCAAUCACUUCCUGGAAUUGCCAUGAGUUAUACCACCACUCAAAUGGUCAGUUAUCCAAAUGCAUCACAGAGUAUGAGGUUCCUCUGUCGUGCGGAGGAGAGUUGAGAUUAGAGGACAUUUCAUUCGAAGCUUUACAGGAGUUUUCUAUUUCUCAUUGCUUCCUAGGGCAAUUGUGAAAAAUGAGUCAAGUAUGAUUCUUAAAGAGGGAGUCUCACCAUCACGAACCCUUUUGCAAAAGCAAAAAAAAAAAGAAAUAAUGAGAAUUCUUUUUUUGUUUCCUGUCUCAAGUAGCAAUUGCUGUUGAACUCACCAGGAGAAGUCUGCGCAGAAUUGUAAUUCAGUAAUAGUAGCAAAUGGAAGUUAAAACAAUUUGCCAUUACAUAUGUCGCAAAUAUUUUGGGGGGGGGGACAAAGGGUUAAAUAGGACUUAUGUUUUUGAAUUCCUUUAACAUUUGGUGUCAGCAGAAACCUUGAUUUUUGUUUUGAUUUGCUCACAUUGUAAGCUCUGGUGCUAAUGAAGGCAAAGUCUUUGACAGCGCAUUGCAAUUCCCACACCAACUCGAGCUCUCCGACUGCUGCAGCAGUGGGAAUAGGUUUUGUUUGCAAGUAUGGCUGCUUUGCUUGCUCAUAUAAAAUUGGUUUCAAUCAACAUCUAAAAACGCUUCCUAAAAGCACAUAUGUAUGCGCUUAAAGAGCUUUGUGCCUUUUCAGUCAUUGAUGUUUUUUUAUCUUUUUUUUUAAACCCAGGAAUUUUUUAAAAUGAAAGUAUAGUAAAUUACCCUCUUUCUCUUCACCCCACCUAUCUGAAGAAGCAUCCUCUGCUGCUUUGAUUGUGAUCAGAGCAGAAGUAAGAGUGUGCGGAAAAUGACACCAUAGCUCCCGUUUCUCCUUGUUGGUGAAACUCUUGUAGCACAAGUGAGAUAAGUUAGUCAGUUUCACCCACUAAUGGAGGACAAUGCAAAUCUAUAACAUAAUGGCCGUUUUCCUUUAGAGUAAUGAGUUGGGCAACAACAUAGGGCUAACUUAAGGGUGAGGGUAUUUGGAAGUAAGGUCACAGAAGCACCUUGGGCUAAUGAUGGCAGUUACUGAUUAUUAAGCUCUUUCAAACUGUCUCACUCCAAAAAAUACUCAGAUUUGAGUACUCUAAAAGUUCAAAUUGUAUUAUGUAAUAAAAAAAUUAGGUUUUUUCCAGAAGGGGUGUUGAUGGCAAGACUUCCUCUACUUGUAUGAAAUAUAAAAAUCUGCUGCAAGAACAGUAAUGAGUAUGGGUUCUGACAAAACAAACAAUUAAAUGGGAUAAUGAGCACACUUCCUCAUCCCCUUAACGUGUUAAUUUAUCACAUUUUUUGGUUGAUUACAGUGUAUUUUUAAAUAGUGAUCCUGUGCCACAAAUUUUCCUUUUUAUUCAGAAAUUACAUUUGGGAUCGUUAUUAGAAAUUAAUUAGCAAUAUCCCUACUUUUUGCUAAGCAUAAGUAUUCUGGUAUGUGAGAAAAUAAUUUUUGUAUCCAUCCCACUUUUAAGCAAAUGUGUAUGGAGAAAAAAAUUGAGAGUCAUUUUAUUUAGUUCAAAGUAUUUUAAUAAUUAAGCAUGCACUCUGCCUCUUUUUUAAGCCAUCAAUUAACAUGUUUUCUUUUGUAUUCUUAAAAACAGAUUUUUCUGAUAAAGCAUUUGUUCAUGUUCUAUAUUUUUCUUUCAAAACUGUAGAAGUCCUCUGAAAAUGGAAUACAAAAAGUGUUUUAGAAAUAAAAAUUAAUAUACUUUCACCAUUAACAGUUGCUGUAACCACCAAGGAUAUUAAAGUGAAGCUAGAACAUGCAAGUAAUUGUGAUGCAAGCUUGUGAAGCGAAGAUAAAUGAAUAUAUAAUACAUAUAGAUUUCAUUUCGUGCCUAGGUAUGGAAACUGGGUGUUGGUCUGUAAAUAAGCAUGUCAAGUAUUGCAGCAGAAGAUGUAAAGGAAAAAUUGCUGGUUUCAUAUAUAUGCUGUUGCAUUAUUGGAAAGUUGAUGCACAGCUCUUGUAUAAUACCAUGCCAUUUUCACACCUGACCUGGGCACUCACCAGUCAGAUGCCCCACUGUGCAGUUAGUUCAUUUUCAAUCGGAGGGUUUUGGGGAUGUCUGAUGCUUUAAGUUGCAAAACCAAUUGCACAAGAUAAAAACACAUGCAAAAUGCUACUGUAUACAUAAUAUAUAUGUAAGUGAUUUGACUAAAAUACAUUUUAGUCAUGAAUAGUAUAAAUGUGCAUUGAAGUAUAUUAUCUGAGUAUCCCUGCUGAAAAUGCUUGUGGCUGUCAAGCAUAAAGUCUGACUCAGCAUAAUAUGCUACAUGGGCUCAUUAAUUAUCAGAUAGCACCUUGACCACAUUGUGUCUGGACCUUUUGAGUGAGAAAGAUGACAGUAAAAAAAUUGGCAAAGGCAAAAGAGGAAGGGGAAGUUUUGCAAUUAUACAUAGAUUAGAAAAGUGAAAUGCAGCAAGAAAGACUUGAGGACAUAGAGUCCCAAUGCUUGACAGUUUAAGUGUUUCUGAAUGUAAUUUGCAUGAGUGGUACAUAAUUGUGCCGAUUUCAUUUUCCUUUACUUAAAACAAAAUGCACCAUUGGAUGCAUAAAUGUCCUGCACUCUUGGGGCAUCUUGAGUGAGCUGUAAAGAGGAGGUAAAAGUUAGUGACAUUUGGAAGAUAAACCUAUGCCUGCAUAUUAGUGUCAUAAUGAUAAUUCUACAACUUUUUACGUUAAAUUUUUAAUCUAUUGUUUGGAAGUCAAUAGAUUUCUAACCUACUGCAAUGAACAUGGGAGUUUCUUUUUGAGUCAUCGUGAACAGUUUGAAAAUGCACUUUGUGGGGAAGGAUUUAUAAGGCCAACACCAACAGUGAGAAAUUUGGCACGAGUCUUCUGUAAGCCUUGGUCCUAAAAUACAGCUAACACUUUACUCUUUUAAGAAUCCCUGAGAUUGUACAACAUAGUAGCUAACUUCCAAGAUUUGUUCAUUGCAGCCAAAAAAAAUCCAAAAUGUGUAACAAUUUGUGAUAUGUUUUAAAGGCCCAGAAAGCUCAUUUUGUCCAUUUUUUAACUAAUAAGUUGUUACUGUAGAUACCAAAUGUCAAUGCUGUCUGAUGUUUAUGAGAAGUUGCGAUUUAUUGGGAAUCUGUAAAUGUUUACUGUUGGUUACCCUCUAGUUAGUACGAUUGGUUAAACACUAUGUGUAAAUACUACAAAAUAUAUUAAAAUGAAUGUUCUGUAGUGUUGUUGCUUAUAUUGUUGGGAUUAAAACUGAUUCAGGACCAGAACUGGUGAGUUCAUGUUCUUUUUGAAGGAGCUACUGGACUUGGAAAAAAUUUAUCUUUCUUGUGUUUCUCAAUUGGGAUGCAUGUAAUAUUAUUUUCUAAUUAACUUUUAUAUAACCUAAACUCCCAGUUUUCUUUUGUAUGUUGUUUAAUUGAUAUAUUGUGCAAAUUGUAGAUUUUUAAAAUCAUAUUGUGAUAAAAUUUUUAAAAAGCACUUUUUCAAUAGUGUAUAACUUGUAUAUAUCGUAUAUCAUCAGUUAAUGUUUUAACUCUUGACGUUAAUAAUUAUUUUAAGUAUUCACUAAGGGUUUUUAGUCUUAAGUGCUCAGAAAAAUCUAGGCAGUUUAGCAAGUACUUAAAGACCUUUUGUCUGUCAUUCAUACAUAUUGGAUGGUCAUAAUUCGCCAGAAUAACUUAUACAAUAGAUUUUGUGCGGAGUGUGGGCGUCCAACAGAAACACCUAUUAUGGUUCAUUGUCUUACCCAACAACUGUGGAAGAUUUGAAUUUGAAUUGGGAAACAAGUAUUUUGUAUGAAGAGGGAUAUAAAGCUGCAAACUUGCUAUGUCUAUGAGGGAAAGAGCUGGACAGAAAAUCAACUACUUCCUCACAUUGAAAGCAUAGGGAGGGGCCGCAGAAGGAAUUGUUCUGCCAGCAGCACCAGUUUCAGAGCAGUAUAAUGCUGGGUGAAGGACAGCCAGUUUGUUACCUAUAGGUUCGGUAAUGUCAUGCACAGGGCAAUUAGUUAUAGAGGGAAAAUAUCUGCAUCUUGCUGAACAAAUGGGGGAAGUAAUUGUACUGUUGGAUUGUGUGUGUGCAUUGUGAUGUUUCUUUGUUGAACAUUUUCAGUUCUUAAUCACAUCAUUUUCACUGGAUUUAAAAGAUAUAGUUCUAAAUAAUGAACUACAUUUAGCAGUGUUCCUAGAUAUUUUUUUGGGUUUCCGCUUUGCUUAUGAAAUCCACUAGUUUGUAUUAACUUGCUUAAACUGACUUGUCUGGGGUCAGCUUGAAUCGUAGCUUGAGCCAGAGUCAGCGUCAGAGGAUUGACUCCAUUUGUAGCUUGGCUUAAGGUUAUAGCUCUUUCCCCAUUUUGCUUGAUGAUGAUUUCUAACAUUGUUUGAAUUCAUCUGCUUUAUGCUCUGAGCUGCAUUCAGAUAUAUACGACCAGAUAGAAUGGCAAAAUGCAGCCAUGAUCGAGCAGGUUUUAACUGAUCCUGCUCUUGUUCAUAAUCUUUGCUUUCUACGUGUAUAGAAUUGAAAUCAAAGCAUCAAAAAAUCUUUGCAAGUGGUCAAGUAGGAAGUCAGAAGAGAACAUCAAUUCUGUUAUUUAUUACAGAUUUAGUAACACAUCAUGUCAAUAUCUGCUCAAUAAACUUCGGUUUGGAAUAAAGUAAAUCCAAUACAAAAGACUCUAGGAGGUGUCUUUUUUCCCCUGACUUACCUGAAUAUGCAAUGUUUAUACUUUGUUUUUUGUCUUUGCACAUUGGUGCAUUACCUGUGUAAUGUUGCCAAUAGCUAACAUAUUAAAGCAGAUUGACUUGAAUUUAGCAACACACAAAAAUUGCUGGAGGAAGGGUCCUGAUGAAAGGUCUCGGCCCAAAAUGUCAACAAUACUCUUAUCCAUAGAUGCUGCUUGGCCUGCUGAGUUGCUCCAGCAAUUUGUGUAUGUUGCUUGGAUUUCUAGCAUCUGCAGAUUUUAUCUUGUUUGUUGAUUUGAAUUUACUGCAGUUGCAAAUCUGUUAAGACCUUCAAUUUUGCAGGAGAAUGCAGAACAGGUGGGCUUGGUAGAUGAUGACAACAUUUUGGAGCUGCAAUGCAAAUAAUUUUGAAUCAAAUUUUUUCUGAAUGCCUGAAGCAAAAUCAGGUUAUUUGAAUAGCUGCCUCUGUAGAAAAUGUAAUUAGUGUGUGAAACUAAACUUGGCCACUGUUGGAAUAUGUGCUCUGACUUCGUGGCUUGUCUUCUGAGGUGGAGGCAGGGAAAUCAAACCAAAUUAAGAUGUCAUAGAUAAUGCUGGAGAAGACAGGAAGAAAAAUAUCUUUGUGUGCAAUAAGUGGUUAAGCAAAGGUAUUCCCUGGUUUUUGUGAAAAUGGAAAAAGUUUCAUUCAUCCCUUUCAAAAGGGAGAAGGGUAAAUACAUGGAGAGAAAUUGCAGAUAUGCGGGGAAUGAGUGAGAUGUCAAGCUCUUUUGAAAGACCAAAUAGUGUUUUACUUUACUGUACAACUUGGAUUCCAUAACUGGUACAUUGGAAGUUGGAGGAUGUGCAUAAAAGUAAGUAUUGCAUGGUAGGUAUUGUCCCAACUAAGAAAGAUUGUGUCUUGUGCAACACAGGAACAUCACAGUGCUGGAAGUUAGAAUGCAUUUCCUUCUAAAAAGUAAAUGCAGCCUGUUUAGUGUAAACUAAAAUAAAUGUGAUAAUGAUCAGAUAGCCUGCUUUCAUUUAUGAUUUUGGCAGAGGUUUAAAUGUUGGCCAGAACGAUGGGACUAAUUUUCUGUUCCUUAAAAUAUUGCCAUGGGGACCUUUUGUGUCCAUUUCCUAAUCUUGUUGCCAUAAAUUAUGCAUGUUUUAAACUCCUGUAACUAAUGCUGUGAGGAUAAUGAUUAAAGUAGAUAAAUCAAACACCAAGCACUUCCUACAGUAUAAUCGGCAACAAAAGAGAGCCUCCAUAUAGAAAUUCAUUAAUUUGUUAAAUACAAACGUUUGUAGUUUCUCUUCUGGUUUCUUAGUACAAAACAUUUGUCACAUAUUUGGCUUUCUGUAUGAACUUUUUUCCUUGAUUAUAAAUUCCUAUAGGAAUCUUGGUACAUUGUAUCCGGCUACCAAUUGUGGUGCUGUUGCGUCUCGAGUAUCUCAGACAAAACUGCAGAGAAACACCUACAAUCACCUUAUUUUCUGAAACAUUGACUAGUUGUGACCUUUAACUAUAGAAAAUCCAAGUAUGCAUAAAAAUGCACAUUAAUGUUUCUGUUCCAACAUUCAUAACUCAUUCUGAUUCAUUUUGAUUGACCAAAUUAUGUUGUUAUCUUAACAACACAAAGUACCUUGGGGUAUUUCCCAGAGGAAUUAACUGGCGAUAUUUGUAUAUCAAUAUGGUUAAUGUCCACAUAUGUAUAUACAAAAUAUUCUUCUAUGUAGUCUAUACUUAAUGUUCUCAAAUCAGGUAAGAGUUAAAGCGCCAUUCUUAAAGAUUAAGUGCACAAUCUUGGCUGACUCCUGAAUGUUAACAAAUGCAAUUCCCAAGUGUGUUGUCUUUUGGAUGAAGGGUAAAACUGGGGAUUUGCCUGCUCUAAUGAUCCCAAACUGUUCUUCAUAGAAGAGCUGGGAGAUCUACCUGCUGUCCUCAGCCAACCUCACAACAAUGUAUUUCACUGAAGAGGCACAUUAAAACAACAUGGUGUGAUGUGUCAUUUUUGCUGAGGGCUUCCCAACAGAAAUUCGACUUCUAUUGGUAAUUGUGGAGCUACUGGAGGAAGUGUGAGGGGGUUGGGGGCAGGACAGGAAAGCACAGAGAAGAUUGUUGGACAAGUAUUCAGGGGCUGCAGACAUUGGCAGUAAAAUGAGUGGGGACAGUUGCAGAUGGAAGCAACGUUUAAGAAACUCUAGAGGAUUUUUUUUUAAUUGGAUGCCUUGGGAUCCAUAACAGUGGACCUGAUAAGUUUGGGGCCCCUCUUAAUCAAUGCCAACACAGCUUCCUUUCUCUUCUCUCCCCCUCCCCCCAGUUAAAACCUGAAUAGUGUGGGCUUUGUACAUUACAAUUUAGUAUGUGACAGCAAAAUGUACUAUAGGUUGUUUAUGUUGACAUACCUGAUAGCCUCCAAAUACACACCAUAAAUUCCAAUGUGUUCUGGUCCACUGAAUGCAAUUGAAUUUUUUAAAUUUAAAAACUAUUGUGUACUGUACAAAAUUACUGCUGUUUGGAUUUUUUUUUAGAACAUCUGUUCAUUGUUUAUGAUUUGAGGGAUCCUGCUAUGUACAAAUGGGAAUCUGCAUUUUCUACAACAAAAAUGACAUUAGUAUUUCAUCGAUUAUAAUGUGUUCAGGAUAUCCUGAAAGUUGUUGUGUAUGUGCAAGUUAUUGUUUGUGCCACUUUUAAAAAUGAAAAUGAUUAACUUUAGUAUUGUACUAAAUACAUUUUUCCAUAGGAAUUUGCCUACAUUCCAAGCUGUGACUUGACUCUCUACUGACUCAUAAGAAAAAGGGGUUGUUCAACAGUUUGCUCUCUCCAAUCUAUUUCUAUUAAACAUGCCCCUCCCCUUAAGACAUAGGAACAUAAGAAAUAGGAGCAGGAGUAGGCCAUCUGCCCAUUGAUUUAAUAAGCUUAUGGCUGAUCUGGCCAUGGACUCGACUUCACCUAUCUGCCUUUUCCCUAUAACCCUUGAAUCUAUCCAACCUUGUCUUAAAUAUAUUUACUGAGUUAGUCUUCACUGCUUCAUUGGGUAGAGAAUUCCAUAGAUUCACCACCCUCUGGGGAAAAGCAGUUCCUCCUCAUCUCCAUCCUAAAUCUACUCCCCCUGAAUCUUGCGGCUCUGUUCCCUAGUUCCAGUUUCACUUAUCAGUGGAAACAACUUUCCUGCCUCUAUCUUACCCCUUUCAUAAUUUUAUGUUUCAAUAAGAUCUCAUCUGAAUUCCAGUGAAUACAGUCCCAGGCAACUCAAUCUCUCCUCAUAAGCUAACCCCCCUCAUCUCUGUAAUCAACCUGGUGAAUGGCCUCUAUCUUUUACAAAGUCAGGAGACCAGAAUUCCAUGCAGUACUGCAGGUUUGACUUCACCAGUACCCGAUACAUUUGCAGCAUCCCUGCUCUUAAAUUCAAUCCCUCAAGCAGUGAAGGCCAACAUUCCAUUUGUCUUCUUGAUAACUCUGUUGCAUCAGUAAACCAACCUUUUGUAAUUAAGGCACAAGCCCCUCUACACAACAGCAUGUUGCAGUAUUUCAUUUAAAUAAUAUGAUCUAUUUUUCUUCCAAAGUGAAUAAACUGUCAUUUACCAACAUUGUACUCCCAUCUGCGAGACCUUUGCCCACUCACUUAACCCAUCUCUAUCCCUCUGUAGACUCUCCACAUCCUUUGUGCAAUUUUUUCCCACUUAAUUUAGUGUCAUCAGCAAACCUAGAUGCACUACACUCUGUCCCCUCUUCCAAAAUGUUAGUGUACAUUAUGAACAGUUGCAGGCUGAGCACAAGCUCCUGUAGCACUCUACUCACUGCUGACUGCCAGCCAGAGGAAAAUAGCCAUUCAUCCCAACUCUGUCUUCCAUUGGUUAACCAAUCUAUUAUAAAUACUAAAACUUUAGCCCCAACUCCUUGCCCCCUUAUUUUAUGGAUGUCUUUCAUCUGACACCUUAUUGAAUGUCUUCUGGAAAUCCAAGUAUACAACAUUCACCUGCUUCUCCCUAUCCACUGUCAUUAUAUCCUUAAAGAACUCCAGUAAGUGUCAAACAGGACCUGCCAUUCCUGAAUCCAUGUUGUAUCUGCCUGAUGGAGCUACUUCUCUCCAGGUGAUUCACCAUUACUUCCUUAAUGUUAGCUUUUAAACAGUGACAUGACAUUUCACUGUCUUCCAAUCCUCCAGGGUCUAGAGAAUUUUGGUAAUUAUCACAAAUGCCUCUGCUACAACUUCUGCCAUAUUUUUCAGUACCCUGGAAUCCAUUCUCUCAGAACCAGCGCACUUGUCUAUCUUUAGGCCCACUAGUUUGCUCAGUACUACCCCUUUAGUGAUUGCAAUUGCAUUCAUGACAUUUCUCUUUGGCACAUUAGAUGUGUCUUCCACCAUGAAGAUUGACACACAGUAGUCAUUCAAACCCUCAGCAAUUUCCACAUUACCAAAUAUUUAUUUACCCUUGUCAUCUUCCAAGGCACCUACAAUCACUUUAGCCACCCCUUUCUGCUUUAUAAAUAACUUACUGUUUUAUAUGUUGUGCUAGUUUACUUUCAUAAUCUAUCUUCCCUUUCCUUAUUGUUUGCUUGGUUAUUCCUAAAGUUGCUUUUUAAAGUUUUCCAAAUCUUCCAGUUUCACACUACUCUUGGUGACUGCAUGCAUGAGCUUUUAAUUUGAUACCUUCCUUUAUUUCAUUAGCCAUCCAAGGCUGUCUCUGCCCACCCUUGCUUUUAAUGGAAAUACACUUUUAAAGUUCAUAGUAAAUUUACAAUCAAAGUAUGCAUAUGUCACCGCAUAUGCCCUGUAAUCCAUUUUCUUGCCAGCAUGCAAUAACUAUGCACAUACACUGACAAGCAACCAAUGUGCAAAAGAAGACAAACUGCAAAUUCAAAAUAAUAAUAAUAAAUAGUACUGAGAGCAUGAUUUGUAGAGUCCUUUAAAGUGAGCCCACAGAUUAUGUUCAGUGAUUAGUUCAGUUUUGUGGUCAGUGAAGUUACCCACACUGGUAUGGGAGCCUGGUAGUUGAAGGGUAAUAUCUGUUCCUGAACCUGGUGAUAAUUGAGACCUAAGACUCCUGUAGCUCCUUUCUGAUGGUAGCAGUGAGAAGGGAGCAUGGCCUGGAUGGUGGGGAUCUUGAAGAUAGGUGCUGUUUCCUUGUGGCAGUGCUCUUUCAAAACAAAAAUAUUACCAUCAUUUCACUCCCUACGCAACUCCCUUGUCCAUUCGUCCCUCCCAUCCCUUCCCACCGAUCUCCCUCCUGGCACUUAUCCUUGUAAGCGGAACAAGUGCUACACAUGCCCUUACACUUCCUCCCUUACCACCAUCCAGGGCCGCAGACGGUCCUUCCAGGUGAGGCGACACUUCACCUGCGAGUCAACUGGGGUGAUAUACUGCGUUCGGUGCUCCUGAUGUGGCCUUCUAGAAAUUGCUGAGACCCGACACAAAUUGGGAGACACCUACGCUCUGUCCGCCAGAGAAAGCAGGAUCUCCCAGAGGCCACACAUUUUAAUUCCACGUCCCAUUCCCAUUCCGAUAUGUCAAUCCAUGGCCUCUACUGUCGGGAUGAAGCCACACUCGGGUCGGAGGAACAGCACCUUAUAUUCCGUCUGGGUAGCCUCCAACCUGAUGGCAUGAACAUUGGUUUCUCUAACUUCCGCUAAUGCCCCUCCUCCCCUUCUUACCCCAUCCCUUAUUUAUUUAUUUAUUCUCUCCCUCUCACAAUAACUCCUUGCCUGUUCUCCAUCUUUCUCUGGUGCUCCCCUCCCCCUUUCUUCCAAGGCCUUCUGUCCCAUGAUACUCCCCCUUCUCCAGCCUUGUAUCCCUUUUGCCAAUCAACUUCCCAGCUCUUGGCUUCAUCCCUCCCCCUCCUGUCUUCUAUCAUUUCGGGUCUCCCCCGCCCCCACUUUCAAAUCUCUAACUAUCUCUUUUUUCGGUUAGUUCUGAUGAAGGGUCUUAACCCGAAACGUCGACUGUACUUCCUAUAGAUUUUGCCUGGCCUGCUGCGUUCCACCAGCAUUUUGUGUGUGUUACUUGAAUUUCCAGCAUCUGCAGUUUUCCUCAUGUUUACCAUCAUUUCACUUCCCCCCCCCCAACCAUGACCUUUGAAGCCUUUUCCCAGUUAUAUUCCUGUUUAGUCUCCUAAUCAUGCCAUGUGAGGUAUCACAGGAGCCCUCAUUAAUAUACUAAAUGUUGUAUAUUAACCAUUUUUAUGGGAUAUCAUUGUGUGAAGGAAUUUGUUCUGCCUAAACUGGUGCAUGGGAAGUUUGAUAAGCAGAGGAAAAAUUGUUUCCUGUAAUGCCACAAUUGGAGUAUUAUGCUAGAGCAGAUCAUCAUAUAGAGAAAAAUAGCACAAACCAUUUUGUUAUCUAUGAUACUAUGCAAAUGACUUGGGAAAAGGCCAGUUGUUUUAUCAAGCCAGGUUUGUACUUGUGAUGCCAGGAGUAUCACAACAAUAUAAGUUCAUACCCAGAAGUCAUUUAAUAUAUUGGGAAAGGCAAGAAAGCAAAAUAAAUAAACAGCUUCUGGAAGACUUCUCUAACUCCACCAUGUUUUUCCCGUUUGUUCUCCCACCCUGCUGAUCAAAACCGGUCUAUGAGAUCAUUGCAUAUGUUGGUCACUGUUGAACUAAUCUUUUACAUGGUGUAAUCUCUGAGUCAAGAACAGUUGACUCUUGAAUUUAUCCAAAGAGGCCAGACAAACUGACGACAUAAUUUCAAAGGCUUGACCCUCUGGGGAAUGAAGACCCAAUUUUCAGAUCGCAGGUCCUCACCAGUUUAAGGCACCUAAGAACUGUUUGCAACCUGAACAGCUUGCAAGUCACACGGCCACAAAACGAGCUCCCAUUUGGCAGAAAAUGGUUCUGGAGGAGAUUCACCCCAUAGAAUAGAUGGUCUGGAAAAACAUUUUAAAUCUUACCAGAAUCGGGUUUAAUAUCACUGGCAAAUUUUGUAAUAUUCGUUUUUUUGCGACAACAGCGCAUUGUAAUAAAUAAUAAUAAAAUGCUAUAAAUUACAAUGUGAAAUGUAUUUUUAAUUAUUCUAAUAAGUAGUGCAAAAAGAGCAAAAAAAUUAAGGUAGUGUACAUUGGUUCAUUAUCCGUUCAGAAGUCUGA